CACACCCUUCUUCCAUUCUAUCUCUUAUAACACUUAGAUACAAUGUCUCCAUUCCUCUUGUUUGGUUUGGUGUUUUGCAGCCAACUCAUGGUUGGAUUGAAUACACCAUUGCCACCUCCAAGCUAUGGAGAUCAUGUAUCCAUUCUAAGCAUAGAUGGUGGUGGCAUCAAAGGAAUUAUUCCAGCAACUGUUCUUGAUUACUUGGACAAAGCUCUUAAGGCUAAGGAUCCAACAACAUCAUUGGCAGAUUAUUUCGAUGUGAUAUCAGGAACAAGCACUGGUGGACUCAUGACUCUUAUGUUGGCAGCUCCAAACUCAUCUCACUCCCGUCAACCUCUCUUUACUCCAUCGGAAGUCGUACAAUUCUACAAGAAAAAUGGUCCUGAAAUAUUUCGUAGGUAUAAGUAUAAACCUUAA
Vigna radiata var. radiata (mung bean) is the source of this 417-nucleotide messenger RNA. RefSeq names its product patatin-like protein 2. The coding region runs from base 43 to 417 and encodes 124 amino acids. Gene Ontology annotation, molecular function: glycerophospholipase activity; monoacylglycerol lipase activity. NCBI's taxonomy places the organism in Eukaryota, Viridiplantae, Streptophyta, Magnoliopsida, Fabales, Fabaceae. The transcript has 2 exons. Gene Ontology annotation, biological process: lipid metabolic process. The record is from RefSeq and is a predicted model, not a curated record.